Dentiscutata heterogama is the source of this 949-nucleotide messenger RNA. NCBI's taxonomy places the organism in Eukaryota, Fungi, Glomeromycota, Glomeromycetes, Diversisporales, Gigasporaceae. The record is from the annotation of a GenBank genome assembly.
GAAGAAUUAAGAGAAAUUGUAACUCGUGCUGUUAAUACGUCAGUGGAUACAUAUUUUGGGAAUUCAGAGGCAUUGGAAAGAUUGAACAGAAUUUGUACACAGUUUAAUGAUGCCUUUGAAGGGGUUCGCAGUGUUAACAAUGUAAAAGAGGCAAAAUUUGAAAUUCACCUUAGCAAACAAAAAAUUGCUGAAAAUAUAGAUGACUUAAAAAAGAAACUUUCACGAAGUUCCUCCGAUCACGCUCUUGAAUUACUCGAGAGGUUGAACAGUUUAUCAACAAAAGAUUUAAAAUGGUAUGAUCCACUUGCUAGCCAGGUGAUAAGUGACAAGUUUAAAUUAGUUCAAAACCUGGAAGAGACAUCAGAAAAAUCUUUUAUGGAGCCAUUUAAUAAGAUGCAAGUAGAAAUAUCUCUCAAUAUUCAAAAUAUAUGUACUAACUUUGUGGAAAGUUUUCAUGAUGACGAUAUGGAGGAUUUACCACAAAAGCCUUCUCAUGAUAAUUCUUGGAGGGAAGAUGAGGUGACUCUAGCGAAUGUUGCAGAAAAUAUUCUUAGUUUUUUAAAUAGUAUUUGGAGAAACUCGGCUUUUGAUGCCGAGUUUGCGAGUGACCAGAGUGAGGGGAUCUAUGUAACUGAUGUAAUAGUUCCUCUCAUUCAUGAGCUAGAAUCAACUAAUUUAUAUUUUUUGUUUAGUGCCAAAAGACAAAGUUUGGCAAGCGCAGACAGAAGAGGGAGUGGUAAACAACCUGACAUAAUAUUUUUAGAGAUGCAUCGCAAAAAGAUAUAUGAACUUAUAUAUGUUGAGUGUUCGCAUCUAAUAUGCACUGGGCAUAAGAAAAAAGACAAUAAAGUAAAAUUAUGGCGUGAAAUGAACGACGGAUUGUGCUAUAUUUAUAGAAGUUGCAUACCUGCCAGAAAUGAAUUUAGAAUUCUUGGUCUACAGGUUGCGG